AUGGACCGUCUUGAACAAACCAUAGCUGGUAUUCCGCCCUCACGUAUAUAUAACUAUGACGAAACAAACCUCACAGACGAUCCGGGAACAAAAAAAGUGAUAAGUAAAAGAGGCUCUAAAUACGUGGAGCGAAUUUGCAAUUCAAGCAAAAGUGCGAUUUCACUUAUGUUUUGUGGAAAUGCUGAGGGGCAUGUUUUACCGGUUUACGUUGUCUAUAAAGCAGAAUCGUUAUGGACCACAUGGACUGAGGGGGGUCCUCCCAACACAAGAUAUAAUCGCAGUAAAAGUGGUUGGUUUGAUUCCCAUAUUUUUGAAAAUUGGUUUGUAACAACUUUUUUGAAAGAAGUACAGGGCGGAGGACCUAGUGCCUUAAUUGGCGAUAAUUUAGCGUCACACAUAAACGAACAUGUGUUAGAAUUAUGUGAUACUCAUGACAUUAAGUUUAUAUGUUUGCCACCAAACACCACGCAUAUAUCUCAGCCACUCGACGUAGCCUUUUUUUAG
Messenger RNA from Melanaphis sacchari, 504 nucleotides. RefSeq names its product jerky protein homolog-like. Gene Ontology annotation, cellular component: nucleus. Gene Ontology annotation, molecular function: DNA binding. The record is from RefSeq and is a predicted model, not a curated record. Bases 1 to 504 code for a protein of 167 amino acids. The transcript has a single exon. Lineage: Eukaryota; Metazoa; Arthropoda; Insecta; Hemiptera; Aphididae.